AUGGAUAAACGAAAACACUAUAAAGGUCCACCUCCAAAGAGGCAGAAAUCAAAUGACGACGAUGAAAAUGACAUACCAGCAAGUUUUGAAGAGCGCCUGGCAGGAAUGGAAUCUGACUUUGACACUCCUGAAGUAUUUGGAGACGGUCCGGAAAAUCAAAACACUAAUAUGAAAUGGUGUCGACCAAAUCCACCCGCUUUAAACCCAGAUCUGGAUUCUCUGAUAUUUCAACAGUUUGAUAUUGAUCAUUAUAAUGGUAAGCCUAUAUCUGGUAUGCCAGGUUCUCAGUUAGCACCCGUACCAGUGAUGAGAAUGUAUGGUAUCACCAUGGAUGGUAAUUCUGUCUGUUGUCAUGUACAUGGGUUCACACCUUACUUCUAUGUCACUGUUCCUUCCAACUUUACUUCAUCAUCUUGUUUAGAGUUAAAAACAAAUCUUAACAAAGCUAUUUUAGAAGAUCUGCGAAAUAAUAAAGAUAAUAUAAGAGAAGCAGUGUUAGAGGUAAAAUUACUCAAAGCUAAAUCUUUAAUGUACUAUAAAGGGGAUAGUGAAGUAACAUAUGCAAAGAUUUCAGUUGCCUUACCAAAACUAAUAGCAGCUGCGAAAAGACUAAUUGAAAGACAACCGCCUUCCUUUAGCUUACUAGAUCCUUCUUUUUAUGAAAGCAAUAUUGACUUUGAUAUUAGAUUUAUGGUGGAUACGUCUGUUGUGGGCUGUAGUUGGAUAGAAUUGCCACCCAAAAAAUGGUCUUUAAGAACCAAGAAUGGAAUAUUGUCACCCGUAUCCAGAUGUCAACUUGAAGUUGAUGUAGCAUGGAAUGGUUUUAUAGCUCAUCAGCCUGAUGGGGAGUGGUCCAAGGUUGCGCCUGUGAGAAUAUUGAGUUUUGAUAUAGAAUGUGCUGGCAGAAAAGGAAUUUUUCCAGAACCUGAAAAGGAUCCUGUUAUUCAAAUAGCAUCAAUGGUUAUUAGACAAGGUGAUACAGAGCCAUACCUCAGAAAUGUAUUCACUCUGAAUACAUGUGCUCCUAUUGUUGGAUCCCAAGUAUAUAGUUUUCAAUCAGAAUCAGAGAUGUUGUCAAAAUGGUCUGACUUUUUCAGAGAAUUAGAUCCUGAUAUAAUUACUGGGUAUAAUAUUAAUAACUUUGACUGGCCCUAUCUAAUCAAUCGCGCUAAGCACCUAAAAGUAGAAAGUUUUGAUUUUUUAGGGCGUAUAAGAAAUAUUAAGUCAGUUAUAAAAGAUUCUGUUUUACAAUCUAAACAGAUGGGUAGAAGGGAAAACAAAAGUAUAAACUUUGAAGGUAGAGUUCCAUUUGAUUUGCUUCUUGUCCUGGUUAGAGAUUACAAACUGCGAUCAUACACACUGAAUGCAGUAAGUUAUCAUUUUCUCCUAGAACAAAAAGAAGAUGUUCAUCACAGUAUAAUUUCUGACCUACAAAAUGAAAAUGAACAGACACGACGCCGAUUGGCGAUGUAUUGCUUAAAGGAUGCUUAUUUACCAAUAAGACUAUUAAAUAAAUUAAUGUGUAUCAUUAACUAUAUGGAAAUGGCUAGAGUAACUGGUGUACCUCUAUUAUGUCUUUUAACUAGGGGCCAGCAAAUUAAAGUUGUCAGUCAGUUGCUUCGGAAAGCUAAAGAUGCCGGAUAUUUAAUGCCUGCCUAUCAUGGUCAAGGCUCUGAUGACCAAUUUGAAGGAGCAACUGUAAUAGAACCUAAGAAAGGUUAUUAUGCUGAUCCUAUAUCAACAUUAGAUUUUGCUUCCCUAUACCCUAGUAUUAUGAUGGCACACAAUUUGUGUUAUACUACUUUAGUACCACCAAAUUUGCAAAAAGAAUUGAACCUUAGUCCAGAAAAUACGACGAUUACACCUCUUAAAAACACGUUUGUGAAAUCGCAUAUAAGGAAAGGUCUUUUACCAGAAAUUUUAGAAUCACUUUUGGCUGCAAGAAAAAAAGCAAAAGCUGAUUUAAAAGAAGAAAAAGAUCCUUUUAAGAGGUCUGUUCUAGAUGGGAGGCAGUUAGCUCUGAAAAUAAGUGCUAAUUCAGUUUAUGGAUUUACAGGUGCCCAAGUUGGAAAGUUACCUUGUCUUGAAAUAUCAGGAAGUGUUACUGCAUAUGGACGGACAAUGAUAGAAUUUACUAAAUCAGAAGUAGAAAAAAAAUUUACGAAAACAAAUGGUUACAAAGAAGAUGCUAUUGUAAUUUAUGGUGACACAGAUUCAGUCAUGGUGAAGUUUGGAGUUAAAACUCUAGAAGAAAGCAUGGAAUUGGGGAGAGAGGCUGCUGACUUUGUUACAUCUAAAUUUGUGAAGCCAAUCAAGUUAGAAUUUGAAAAAGUAUAUUAUCCAUAUCUCCUCAUAAAUAAGAAAAGGUAUGCUGGACUAUAUUUCACCAAACCAGGCUCUUAUGAUAAAAUGGAUUGUAAAGGUAUAGAAACUGUUCGUCGAGAUAAUUGUCCACUUGUGUCUAAUAUGAUGAGCACUUGCCUGCAAAAACUGCUCAUCAAUAGAGAUCCUAAUGGCGCUGUUUUAUAUGCUAAGCAAAUCAUUUCUGACUUACUGUGUAAUAAAAUUGAUAUUUCACAGCUUGUUAUAACCAAAGAGCUUGCUAAAAGUGACUACGCUGCCAAACAAGCUCAUGUAGAAUUAGCAAAUAAAAUGAAGAAGCGAGAUGCAGGUACUGCUCCUAAACUGGGAGACAGAGUACCCUACAUAAUAUGUUGUGCAGCAAAAAAUACGCCAGCUUACAUGAAAGCAGAGGAUCCAAUCUAUGUACUUGAGAAUAGUGUGCCUAUAGAUUUCAAUUAUUAUUUAGAAAAUCAAUUGUCAAAGCCGUUAUUGCGUAUUUUUGAACCCAUUUUAGGUGACAAAGCAGAGUCUCUCUUGUUAAAAGGGGAACAUACUAGAACUAAAGCAAUGGUAACAUCUAAAGUGGGUGCUUUAGCUGCCUUUACAAAAAAAAAGGAAAAGUGCAUUGGAUGUAAAGUAGUUUUGUCUAAUGAUUCAAGAGCUCUGUGUGAUCAUUGCUUAGAAAAAGAGGGUCAACUGUACAUUACAGAAAUAUUUAAAGUAAGGCAGCUUCAAGAGAAAUUUUCAAAGUUAUGGACAGAAUGCCAAAGGUGUCAAGGUAGUCUACAUGAAGAAGUCUUAUGUACAAAUAGAGAUUGCACAAUAUUUUAUAUGAGAAAAAAAGUUGGAAUGGAACUAGAUACUCAAGAAAAAACUGUUUUAAGAUUUGGAGAACCAUUGUGGUAA
This is a messenger RNA of Leptosia nina, 3249 nucleotides long. NCBI's taxonomy places the organism in Eukaryota, Metazoa, Arthropoda, Insecta, Lepidoptera, Pieridae. The record is from the annotation of a GenBank genome assembly.